Messenger RNA from Marchantia polymorpha subsp. ruderalis, 1369 nucleotides. Lineage: Eukaryota; Viridiplantae; Streptophyta; Marchantiopsida; Marchantiales; Marchantiaceae. The record is from the annotation of a GenBank genome assembly.
GAAUUUCUAUCACUCAAAAUAAAGCGAAAAGCUUGGUCAAUUCUGUUUUAAAUGUUCCCUGGCUUGUUGUCUAUUUCUAGGUCACGAGCUUUAAAACACAAGAACCAUCAUGAUUUUUUCAGUGCCCCACUUGAGUGAGAGCCAAGGUGAGAUUCUUGCUGUAGGCCAAACGCUGACAGCGUGAAGGAGCUGAGACUCGACGAGGUUUUGAUACGAUGCUUAUGUUGCUGUAGCUGGGGGCAAUUAGCACGUGAGCGGACUUUGCGAAAAGAGAGACAGUUGAGGUUUCACCUUUCGAUCACCAAUCAAAGUCGGCGACCUGGUCCACUCCAAGACAUCGAAUCUUCAGCAGCAAAUUGAUUGCUGUAAUAUAGUCUUGAAUCAUCAUGGAUACCUUUCCCAGAACUUGAAAUCUUCGAACAAACAAUAUAUAAAUUUCAUACUAUAUUAAAUCGAAUCCUGCUAAGCCCUCCUGGAGUUGUGCUAUGACGAUUGAGUAAGAGUUUGGAAAUCUUGUUGGUCGAAGACUAAGAGAAUUUAGGUGUUCUUUGUGAAGGAGAGCCCACCAUCAUCGUGAUCAUAAGCGUUUCAUCAGAGGCUUGGUCUCUGUCUGUCUGGUGCAGAGAGAUAGACAACAUAGAGCAAUAGAUACCCACCGAAGCUUGCUGUUACUCCAUGACAUGCUUCUAGUGCCUGUUUCGCCAUCGCAGUAUCAUGACAUCCACUCAUGUUCAGAGAACAAGGUUGAUCGUUCAAAAUCUAGACAAGAAUCAUAAUUCAUCUGCGCAGAAUCUCGCAAAGCAAGGGGACUCCGAUGACAGGUCCUGUCCUCGACGACAACGCCAGAGCUGGUGGCCAAAAUCGGAUCAAGCCGCUCGGGACAGGGAUAUAAUGGAAUAUUCAUCAUCUAAAGGAAUAGCUGGAGUUAAAUUCGAAGACAAGAAGGGAUUGGGAGGUUGCAGAGUUCAGUGAUUCUGGGUGCAGGACUUGUUACGUGUACACUCUAUGUAAUUUUGUUUCAACAAUCAGCAGCAGAUGUAUCCCUCGAGAAGUUAUGACAGAAAAUUAUCUUGGAGAGCAAGGCAGGCAGUAUUUCUUCCGCUCGAAAGUCGCACCUCUCGAUCAGAUUCUGGGGAGGAAUUGCAGAGGGUUCCUGCACCAUCGUUUGAUUCCUGUCUUGACGGUUGCAUUGUGUAUCCAAUCAUGAUUUGUACAGUAUCGAGCUUACUGAUGUUCAGAAGUUUUUCUGCUUACCAUGUGAAGCAGGACUAUGAAGUUCAAUAGAACUUCAUUCCGGGUUUGCUCUAUGUCAAAGGCGUGUACUCUCAUUGUUGCACUAUAAAUUUCUUGGAUAAUCAAUUCAGCCUUC